Molecule: messenger RNA, 1019 nt
Organism: Gorilla gorilla gorilla (western lowland gorilla)
Lineage: Eukaryota; Metazoa; Chordata; Mammalia; Primates; Hominidae
Exons: 6
Coding region: 1-771 (256 amino acids)
Source: RefSeq, a predicted model, not a curated record
AUGCCAGUGCUGUCCCAGCCCCGCCGCGCGGCCUCAGCCUCCGGCCUGGCGCAUCGGCCGCACCACCUGCGCCCUGGACUCCGCCGCCCCAACCUGGCCCCAGAUGCUGAAGCCCGCAGCCGUCGGGAGCAUGGACCGGCCCCGAGGUGCGCAGGACGCAGGGGGCGCGCGCAGCCCGCCCUUCCUACCCGCAACCUCCCUCGCCUCUGCCAGCCCCGCAGGCGCUCCGGGCCUCCAGCUGCGGUCGCCGCUGCUCCAGCUGCGCGCGGCUUCCGGGAACCUCCUCCUCCGCGCCCGUCGUUGCAAAAUUGGAGAAAGGAAAAAUCUCCAGCCGCCUUUGCUCUCGCAGGCUCCAGGCGGCUAGAGAGGCUUCAGAGCACCCUGCAGAUGGGUUGCUUCUCGCGUGCCCCUUGUGAUGGGAGGAUUAGGUCGCAGGCUCCACCCUACGUCAUCCUCCCAAGCUUCUCAAGCGUCUGGCGCUUGGGGUCACUGCCCCCAAGGAGGCACCUGGAGGGGGGGAUGGCGUCCACUCCGAUGGGGAAUGAGGGGGAGAAGAAGAGCAGCUGGCCAUCUCAAGCUGCACCCUCCUUGAGAGGAGGUCCGGCUUCGUUAUCUCGUUCUGAGGAAUACCUGUCCCGGAUCAGUGCAGAACUCAUGAAGGAGGCUUUGUGCACUGCUUGCUGCCACUUGAACCCUGUGCCCAUCAAAAACAAGCAGUCACAAGACCAAGCGACUCAGAUAUCCAAACGCGCAUUCUUCACCAAGACCUGAGGCACAGACACCUGGUGAGUGAGGCUUCAAGGGAGAUGCUCUUUGUCCUGGGAGAGAGAACAUGCCUCAAAACUACUCUUUUGCCACUCGUUAACCACUUCCGUUUGUGGGGACCUCCUGGUCAUGAGCAGCAUCAUCCCAAAGCCUUCAAAGUGUUCUGGAUUCAUCACAGGACCCUCCAGCCUCAGCCAGCAAGGAUACCACCAGGAAUGAAAGUGCUUUAAUAAAGAGACAGGGUGUGCAUUGCU